UCCACCCUGCCUGCCUUUGACCGCCUGCCCUCCCCCGCCCGUCGCCGCGCCCCAUCGAGUCCUUGGCUUCGCUUUGCUGCUGCGUAUGCCAUUGACCCACGCCCACCUGCCGGCUGCCGCCACCGCCACCGCCGUCGCCAUCGCACGCGCGCCGCUACCCUUCCCUUUCCCUUUCCCUAGUUGGCUGGUUGGUUUAGUAGCUAGCGCCUAGCGGCACCCCACCCACCACUCCCCCACGCUUAUCUGGUUACCACCACACGCGGGCAGAUCCACCCUCUCCUCUCCUUCCACCCGCUUUCGCUGGCGCGGUGCCUUGGCGGUCUCCCGGCUGCGGCGGAGGAGGACAAAGAACGGGAGGCGGCCAGCAGCUAGCACAAGCUGUCACAGAAGGGGCGCAGGGCUGACCUCCGGGAGCCGGGUGGGGAUGAGGGGGGAGGCCAACGGAGGGGAGGACCGCCGGCCGCGGGGCGAGGACCAGGAGCACGAGGACGACGAGGAGGAGGAGCGGCGCGGGGGCGAGGGAGCGCCGCCUCAGAGGCACGUGCAGGCGCAGAGGCCCGCCGCGCGGCCUUCCACCGACCCGCAGCACCAGCAGCACCCGCCGCCGCCGCCGGGGGUGAUGAGGAACGUCGGCUACGUCGGCAAGCACCGCCUCUCCGCCGCCAUCAGCCGCCUCGACCAGGAGCUCCAGUCCCUCCAGGAGGAACUGAAUGAGCUUGAAACCAUGGAACCUGCAUCUACUGCAUGCCAGGAUGUGAUCACAAGUACAGAAGGGAAACCAGACCCGCUUCUUCCUAUCACCAGUGGUCCGGAGAACUCUUCUUGGGACAGAUGGUUUCAGCGGGUUCGCAGCUCCCGCAGCAACAAAUGGUGGGCAUCAAGAGGCUCUGACUUCUCUUAGCUUCUGCAAAGCUGAAAGCAUCUUCAUCAGUUGUGUGCAGAUUAAGAUUACACCAGUUGAAAUGUAUCAUCCGUUGAGUGUCUUGGGCAAACAGAAUUACGAUGCGACGAUCCAUUGCGGCGUGGCUCUCAGAGCACCUGAUAAUUUUUGGAGAAAAUUAUUGUGUAUGUAGUAAUCCCUAACUAGACUGAACAUCGAUGUGUCCACAUCAGACCUGAUUCUUGAGAGUCUGAAGAUUCCCACCGGUUCUGACUC
Setaria italica (foxtail millet) is the source of this 1156-nucleotide messenger RNA. RefSeq names its product guanine nucleotide-binding protein subunit gamma 2. Gene Ontology annotation, biological process: G protein-coupled receptor signaling pathway. The record is from RefSeq and is a predicted model, not a curated record. The transcript has 4 exons. Bases 425 to 901 code for a protein of 158 amino acids. Lineage: Eukaryota; Viridiplantae; Streptophyta; Magnoliopsida; Poales; Poaceae.